Messenger RNA from Lottia gigantea (owl limpet), 858 nucleotides. RefSeq lists its product as hypothetical. The record is from RefSeq and is a predicted model, not a curated record. Bases 1 to 858 code for a protein of 285 amino acids. The transcript has 6 exons. Lineage: Eukaryota; Metazoa; Mollusca; Gastropoda; Lottiidae.
AUGUACAACCGCCAUUACACCGGACUGCGACUACCAGUAUUAGCGGAAACUAAAACUAAAAAUGUUUUGGUCGCUGAUAAACGUGAAGAAAAUGAGAGAAAAAGUCGCUAUCUACCUGCGAAAUAUGGGACCGUAUUGCGUUCCCAAGCUUUCGUGUAUUUUUUAUUCAAAAGCUCGUUGCUUUUGUGUUUUGUGUUUUUAUCACCUAAAGAUAAAAACAAUGUAGCUUUUGGAAAGCCAGCGGCAAUGUCCACUUUAUUUCAUAAUGGACAAAACCAAGCCUGUCAUGGAGUAGAUGGUGAUAUGAAGACCCUUCCUCAUGAUGGACAGGAUACACCGAAAUGGUGGUGUGUGGACCUUCAACAAAUAUACAAUUUCAAGGAAGUUAAGAUCUAUAACUUUGCACCAAGUGAAUAUAAAAACAAUGUAGCUUUUGGAAAGCCAGCGGCAAUGUCCAGUUUAUAUGAUAAAGGACAAUACCCAGCCUGUCAUGGAGUAGAUGGUGAUGUCAAGACCCUUUCUCAUGAUGGACAGCGCACCCCGAAAUGGUGGUGUGUGGACCUUCAACAAAUAUAUAAUUUCAAGGAAGUUAAGAUCUACAACUUUGCACCAGGUGAAUGGGGAAAAAGACAACUGCAGUAUUUUACUAUGAAGUUGAGUAAUCACGGACUGUGUGAUGACGAGGGAUUUAAUAACUCUGAAGUUUGCUACCAGGAUAAUCUGCCCGAUGCCCAGUUCAUAUAUAACAUUACUCACUGUACUUCAUCUUUACCUUUCAUUUCUCGCUUUAUUUAUCUUACUGUUCACAGCACCAGUAUAUACCUUCAUUUCUUAGAGAUGGUGGUCAGUGCUCUUUAA